ACUUCUCUAGCCAGAAUCUUAGAAAAGAAAUUAUCCCAAAAUAUAUAAGUCCAUGAAGCACAAGAUAUUUAUAAUAGAGCUCUGAAAAAUCGAUCAACAAUAACACCAAAAUGAGUGCUUCAGCUAACAAGGGCACUGAAACUGCGACUACUCAAUGUCUAAAUGAGAAGAAGGUGGAGACGGUAGAUUUUCGGUCAUCAGCAGGAAGAGAUCAAGAGCAGAAGGCAGUGCAGGUUAUUCAUCAGCCACAUCCACAGCCACCAGCAGCGGCCUCAAACACCAGCGGUGGUGUCCUCACAAAUGCUGCUGCUUCUGUUGCAUCCACCCUCCAGUCUUCCAAGGAAGCAAUAUCAGGAAAAUAACUUUACACAAUCCAACUACUUUCUUUGUAAAUUGUAAUCCAUUUGGCAACUUUAAUUUGGUUUAUAAAAUUAAUUCUCUUAAC
Olea europaea var. sylvestris is the source of this 445-nucleotide messenger RNA. RefSeq lists its product as uncharacterized. The transcript has 3 exons. The record is from RefSeq and is a predicted model, not a curated record. Lineage: Eukaryota; Viridiplantae; Streptophyta; Magnoliopsida; Lamiales; Oleaceae. The coding region runs from base 111 to 362 and encodes 83 amino acids.